AUGAGCCCAGAUUUAAUCUCCACCCAGAGUCCGACCAGAGUCCGACCAGAGUCCAAACGGAGUCCGACCAGAGUCCGACCAGAGUCCACCCAGAGUCCGACCAGAGACCAAACGGAGUCCGUCCAGAGUCCAACCGGAGUCCGACCGGAGUCCAACCAGAGUCCAACCAGAGUCCGACCAGAGUCCGACCGGAGUCCGACCAGAGUCCACCCAGAGUCCACCCAGAGUCCACCCGGAGUCCGACCAGAGUCCGACCAGAGUCCACCCAGAGUCCGACCAGAGUCCGACCAGAGUCCGACCAGAGUCCACCCAGAUCCGACCAGAGUCCGACCAGAGUCCACCCAGAGUCCGACCAGAGUCCGACCAGAGUCCGACCAGAGGCUGACCGGAGUCCACCAGAGUCCACCCAGAGUCCGACCGGAGUCCGACCAGAGUCCGACCAGAGUCCACCCAGAGUCCGACCAGAGUCCGACCAGAGUCCACCCAGAGUCCGACCGGAGUCCGACCAGAGUCCGACCAGAGGCUGACCGGAGUCCACCAGAGUCCACCCAGAGUCCACCCAGAAGUCCGCCCAGAGUCCAACCAGAGUCCGACCAGAGUCCGACCAGAGUCCAAACGGAGUCCGCCCAGAGUCCGACCAGAGUCCACCCAGAGUCCGACCGGAGUCCGACCGGAGUCCGACCAGAGUCCGACCAGAGUCCACCCAGAGUCCACCCAGAGUCCGACCAGAGUCCACCCAGAGUCCAACCGGAGUCCGACCGGAGUCCGACCAGAGUCCGACCAGAGGCUGACCGGAGUCCACCAGAGUCCGACCAGAGGCCGACCGGAGUCUGA
Messenger RNA from Poecilia latipinna (sailfin molly), 834 nucleotides. RefSeq names its product early nodulin-75-like. The record is from RefSeq and is a predicted model, not a curated record. The transcript is spliced from 3 exons. The coding region runs from base 1 to 834 and encodes 277 amino acids. Lineage: Eukaryota; Metazoa; Chordata; Actinopteri; Cyprinodontiformes; Poeciliidae.